CUUACAACCCUAGACUACCACUUCGUCUAGAUCAUUGCACCCAAAUAACCAGAUGUUUCCCCCCUCCACCAAUGUGCCACCAUUAUGUCUCCGUCCUCGUACCAUUCUCGUACAAACACCAACAACAGUCAUACGAAGUUACCAAACUGUCGUCUCCUGUUUUCAUCGUUGCAGCGCUACAUCUCUAUCAAACUUUCUCCCUCUCAAAAUCAAUAAUGUUUCACUUUCAAACAAGAAGGCUAGAAGAACAAACCCAGAACUCGGCACAUCCCUCUCUCUCAAUCAGAUAUGAAUAUUUCGUGAGAAUGUGGGACCCAUGUGUUCAAACAGACUUAACAUGAAGAUUUCAAGGUUUCAAGUGUGGGAUCUUCUCUUCCUCCAGUCACUGGAUUCAUGAUGAUAUUAAUGUUAAAGCAAUAAGGGGGAAAGAUACCUAUAGAGUGUAAGUUUUGAAAAUUUUUGAUUUAAUAAUACUGCUUCUUUUGACAUUUUGACGCUAUUAAAUGUUCGGUUUUAUGUAGACUAUUAGGUAGAACGAAAGAGAUAGAUAUGUAAAAGAUGUUAAUUUGAGUAGUGAAAG
This is a messenger RNA of Lactuca virosa, 580 nucleotides long. NCBI's taxonomy places the organism in Eukaryota, Viridiplantae, Streptophyta, Magnoliopsida, Asterales, Asteraceae. The record is from the annotation of a GenBank genome assembly.